AGUAUUUCUGGCUCAGGAGCUAAUGUCGCGUGUUAAUGAACACUGCAAGAAGCAGUCCGAACCACGAUGAUGAAUAUAGUCUCUUGGCUUUGAUUGUAUGUAUAUUAAAUACCUACGACUAACCGUAUACUUGAGAAGGAAACUUCGCGUAUAUUCUAGGUGCUUACGAGCUGCCUCUACAUAUUAAACAUGGAAAGAAACGAAAUUGAGGAAGCCGUGGAUAAGUCAUCGUGUUAUAUUACUAGCUCUUCUGGAUAUCAGCUCUAUUCUAAAUAUUGGUUUCCUGUAGGCCACCCAAGAGCUUUAGUUUUCAUAGCUCAUGGCUUUGCAGAACAUUGCAUGUGUUUCGACGAUUUAGCGAAGACACUAGCCUGUCACGAACUGUUGGUGUUUUCUCACGACCAUGUUGGUCAUGGGCGAAGUGAAGGUCCCCGUACUUUAAUAGGAAGUAUCGAUGACUGUGUUCAGGAUGUGUUACACCAUGUAGACCUGGUGAAAGUAAUGUAUCCAGGAUGUCCAGUUUUUCUCUUAGGGAACUCAAUG
Molecule: messenger RNA, 543 nt
Organism: Limulus polyphemus (Atlantic horseshoe crab)
Lineage: Eukaryota; Metazoa; Arthropoda; Merostomata; Xiphosura; Limulidae
Product: monoglyceride lipase-like
Exons: 3
Cellular component (GO): membrane
Molecular function (GO): lipase activity
Source: RefSeq, a predicted model, not a curated record